This is a messenger RNA of Rotaria sordida, 1134 nucleotides long. NCBI's taxonomy places the organism in Eukaryota, Metazoa, Rotifera, Eurotatoria, Philodinida, Philodinidae. The record is from the annotation of a GenBank genome assembly.
AUGCAAAUUUCAAUUUCAUUUUUAAAAUCCAAUAAAGGUAAAACAUUACUGUUGUUGAAUCAAUAUUUGUUCAAAUGCAAUAAAACAACACAUUCAAAAAAAUAUUGGACUUGCAUUGAACGUGGAUGUGGUGUGUCUGUUCAAACAGACUUGAAUGAUCAAUUUUUACUGAUUAAUGGUGAUCAUAAUCAUGUUGUUAAUCCGGAUUUAAUAGAAGCAAAAGUAUUGAAAGAGAAAAUGAAACAUCGUAUUUUAACUGAAACAACAUCGUUGACACAGAUUUAUGAUCAGGAAAUUGCAAAUGCUAAACUGUCUGAAGCUACUGCAGCACAAUUUCCAACUGUAAUCGAAUAUCGUUCUAACAUGAGUAAAACUAGACGAAAAAUAACACCAGUCAUACCAACGUCCUGUGUAUUCGAAAUUCCAACAUCAUACCAAGAAACAUUAUCACAAAAACGUUUUUUGUUGAUGGAUUUUUUUUUAAAACGUGGGAAGGAGCGCGUGAUCGUAUAUUCAACUAAUCAACAACUUCAUCUUUUAUUCAAUAGUGAAGAAAUAUUUAUUGAUGGAACGUUUCACGUGGCUCCUGGUGGCUUUGAGCAAGUCUUCUUGAUACACGUUCAUCACUUUGGUCAGGGUUUGCCGGUUGUGUUCUGUUUAAUGCCAAAUCGACGAGCAGCAACGUAUUCAGAAUUAUUUCAACGAUUAAAACAAGAGGCAACCGCGAUGGGCAAACAAUUCGAACCCCGCCGUAUAAUAUCUGAUUUUGAAGCAGCUUUGAUCCCGGUGAUUCGACAAGAAUUUCCAACCGCAACACAUACGGGAUGCAUGUUUCACUUUAACCAAAAUAUUCAUCGUAAAAUUAUGGGUCUGGGAUUAGGUACCGAUUAUGCACAAGAUGCUUCAAUACGUGAACAGUGCAAGCAAUUAAUGGCUUUAUGUCUAAUGCCUAUUUCUGAAGUGGAAUAUCAAUUUAAACGUAUUCGUACGAUUGCAUCACCAUCAUUGGAUGAUUUAUUCACGUACUUUUAUCGUCAAUGGAUAGAUGGAAAUGUUCCAUUGUCAAUGUGGAAUUUUUAUGAUCUCAAUCAUCGAACAAACAAUAUUUGUGAAGGUAGUUUAAAAAAUCUUUAA